AUGCCGGUCGCCGGAGGGAUGGUGAACGUUAUGCUGGAAGUUCUGGAGAAGAAGACGACGCCGGUGGACCUCUACCGCCCCCUCCGCGACUACAUCGCCUUGAACUACUCGGAGCGGGAGGCGCAGAAGCUGGAGGACGAUCUUCAGGCGGUUCGACGGAUGCGGUCCGAUCUCGAGAAGGCUUCGCCGUCGCAGGCGCUCCCCGAGGUCCGUCGUGACCUGCUCCAGUCCUAUUACCGCGCGCUGUGCGCGAUCGAGUCUCGCUUCCCCAUCUCUCCAGAUCGGGAACACGUGAACACGCUUUCCUUCACCUGGUGCGACGCGUUCAAGCCCAACAAGAGGGCGUCUCAGCAGAGCAUACACCUGGAGAAGGCCGCCGUGCUCUUCAAUCUCGGCGCAGUGCACAGCCAGAUGGCAUUAUCUGCGGACAGGACGGCGGCUGGGGGCCUGAAGCAGGCCUGCAACUCCUUCCAGGCUGCGGCGGGGGCCUUCGCAUUCCUCCGCGAUAAUCCCUCUCUUAAGGCAUCUCUGGGUUCGUCUGCGACAGUAGACUUGUCGGCAGAGUGUGCUGCGGCACUUGAGCGGCUUAUGCUCGCCCAAGCACAGGAGUGCUUCUUCGAGAAGGUCAUCGGUGACGCAAAGGCUCCUGGUCUGUGCUGCAAAGUAGCGCGUCAGGUCAGUUUUAGCGUUAUUCAUUGACUUCUUUAGGUUGUUUUGGGAUUCAAGGAGACACUUUCCUUUUUCUUGAUUCACUUGAGAUGAAUCUGCAGAAUAAAAAUGUUCCUAGUCUUGGUUCUAGGCCUUCGUGGGUCCAAUGUGAAUUUAAAAAACGGGCUGUUUUCUAGACAUUCCCCACGUUUCAACGAAGAACUGUUCAUUGUAAAAAUUCUUGAUUGCUUCACCAUGUUCCAAACCUGAUAUUAUAAGAUAAUGCGGCUGGAAGAUUCCUGGGAUUGCAUUUUAAUGCCCAAAAUCUCUUUUGUUGAACAUGCAUCUUAGUUUCUCGGCGUUUUGCUGUUUUUGGGCUCAGAUCUUAUCAGCCAGGGACGCUUUGAUCAGAAUUUUGAGCAUCAACUUGUUUGAAGAUUCUUGCAGGUCAGUCUCUAUUAUGAGGAAGCCUCUGCUGCCUUGAAUUCACCACCACUUAACCAGCACUUCGAUCGAAUGUGGAUCUCUCAUGCCCAAAUAAAAGCAGCACAUUUCUAUGCGGAAGCCUGCUAUAGAAUAUCAUUGGAUUUACAUGAGAGAGAAGAGAUUGCGGAGGAAAUUGCAAGGCUGAAGAGUGCAAUAGGUGCCCUUAACGACUCCAAGCAGUUUGCUAGAGGAGUAGCGGCACCUCUUCUUGAUGCAGUCAACGACUUGGAGGGCUGUCUAAAUCUCAACCUGGAGAGAGCACUGAAGGAAAAUGACCGUGUCUAUCUAAUGCGUGUUCCUCUAAUCAGCUCCCUGGCACCACUGCCCGCUGCUUCACUUGUAAAGCCUUUCCCCAUGGCCGAUAUCCUUGAUGCAAGCAAGGAGAGGUUAUUUGCUACACUUGUGCCUGAUAACAGUGCCAAAGCUCUCUCCAGGUACACUCAGAUGGUCGAUGAUAUUAUCCGAGUGCAAGCAGAGACAUUGCAGCAGGGGAGUGAAACCGCGAGCAUUAGGCUUAAGGAGAUGGAUUUGCCUCAUUCUAUCCUUGCGCUUGAUGGAAUUUUCAGUUUGCCAGCAGACAUUAAGGAAGAUGUAGAGGCUGUGCUAGUUGUCGGUGGACCAGCUGGUUUGGAUGCUGAAUUUCAGCAGCUCAGGGACUUGAGGAGGGUUAAUCAGGAGAUGCUGUUGCAGACUGAACAGAUACUGGUAAAAGAAGAAAGGGAGGACGCUGAGCUUAGGUCCCAAUUCGGGACACGGUGGACAAGGCCUCAAUCCAGCGCCCUGACGAAAAAUUUUCAGGAUAGAUUGAAUAAGUUUGCUGGAAACCUUAAGCAAGCUGCUGACAGUGAUGCGCGGAUUGAGCGUUCAAUAGAGGAUAGUUCGGCCCUCAUGGCGAUUCUCAACCACAGGCCUGUGAGUGUGUUAUUAUUUACAGCUUAUUUUCCCUCAAUACAUUUUACCAGUCUUGGCAUCAUAUUUAAGCCUACUAUUGAUAGUUUUGUAUGCACCAAUAUAGUUUUCAGAGCUAUUUUUUGGUGACCUUUAUCCUCUAUCAAACUCUUAUAUAUGCGAACCUAUGAGUAUUGUUUCAAGCCUUGCUGAAUGGUGUUAUCUAAAAACCAUGGCUUAAAACCUAGACUUUAAUACUUUACUUUGUAUCUUUAUCUACUUGUACUCAUUUUAUCUUCUUUUUUUCGUGAGAUUUUCGCUGGGUUUUUUACUCAAAAUGUAUGCAAAUGCCUCACACAUUAAAAUUCUUAGGAAAUCACUCUUCUCCUUUGUCACCUAGAUCUAUUAUUUUGGAUUACAGAUAGAAUCUGCCCUUCCAAGUCUUGGAAAACCUAUGAUGUCAUUGAACGAAAAUGAAGAUGCUGUAGUUGGAGCUCUUAAGCAGAGUUUGGUAAGUAUCCUUUUUUGCUGCUCCCUCACGUGCUUAUUUUAUCUGUCAUUUCCCUUCCCCCAUAUUUAUUCAUUUUUUAUUCAAUCCUUUUUGCUUGGUCGUCUUUUCGUUUGGAAGAUAUUGCUUGUUCGUUGACGUUGACGUUGACACAUUUAACUUCACCAAUAUGAAUCAUGCUUUCAUUCAACAUUUUCUUGAUAGUUUCCCAAAAGAAGAUCACAAAUCUCUUCAUGAAAUAUGCCACUUUUCCAUGGAUUGGGGUGAUGUAUGCGGAAAGCUUGUCUUGGCUAGAAAAUGCAACUUACUACUAUUUGCUAUCUGGAUCGUGUACAUGAUGAGUGAGCUGUUGCCACUGUAAUCUUUUCGACAGAAUAUUUCCUUCUUUUUAAUUUAGGGAAGCGAGAGGCGCUGUCAUUGGUUACGAGAGUAUUUUGCCACAUGCCACAUUUUUACUGAACGCAAGUUUUUUUCUGAGCUACUUUUCCCUUUGGAUCGAAUCCUUGAUGUCUGCUGAUAGUAUGCUUUUUCUAUCUUAGGCAAACGUCUCUUGUCAGUACAUAAGAAAUACUGAAUUUCCUAUAUUUUCUUAGUCUUUUUUUCUGGUACACAUGAAUUGUUAGCUUUACCGUUCCCACGCACCCUAAGUUCUGAAAGAAAGAGGAAAUUUAGGGGGAUGAUUGUAAUGACGUUUAUAAUGGAAUUAUGUCACUCUUUCCAUCUUAUUGCAAAUGGAGACUCUAAAAGCUAGAGCGUGAUAAAGAAAAUAACUUUAAAGAUACGCACGAUAGCUCGCUCAUAUUUUUAUGGUUCAAUAUUUUAUUAUAUUCGAAUUUCCUUAGUAUGGCUUUUCACUAUUGUUAAUUAUUUUUUUGUUUAAUUAGAGGCAUCUGGAGACUCUUGGUUCUCAGAGGGCAGGUCUCGAAGACAUGCUCAAGGAGAUCAGGAGAAAGGUACUUCUGUUUAAACCGAUGGUCGUAUCAUACCUCAUUCUUUUAAUCUGUUCAAUCCACAGAUUUGUAUAUUUUACAUCUUUUCCUGAAUUGCUUCCUUCCUUUCUCCAAAAAAUGAAGCAGAGAAAAUGAUAUCAACUGGAAACAUCUGUGAAAUUUUCCUGAGUUAUUUUUGUGCGUUGCCACUGUGAGAAAGGCGUCUAUUUUAUUUCUCUCUUUCCCCCCUCCCCUCUCUCUCUCUCUCUCUCUCUCUCGCUCUCACUCUCUCUCCCUCUCUCUCCCUCUCUCCCCCGCUCUCUCCCCCCGCUCUCUCCCCCCUCUCUCUCCCAUCUCUCUCUCCCCCCUCUCUCUCACGCAUUCUGCUCACAGAAAACCUGGUCUCCUUGAGCGGCACCCCCAACCCCCUCCCCUCCUCUUUCUUUUCCUCCCCCCCCCCACAAGUUCCCCACACUUACUUUCCCCUUACCCCCUAACCCCCCACUCCUCCCCAUCUCCUUCCGCUUUCCUCUCCCAAAAACGAACUUCACCCACAUUCCUUCCCCCUUCCUACAGCAGAUCAUAUGCUGAAAGUUAACUUUCUGAUGGGAGUACUUGUUCAAGUGUUGCAUAUCCACGACCACUUAAUGUGCAUGCAUAUUUUUUGUGGUUGAAUAUCUGCUUAAUGCCAUCUAACUGUCUAGAUUCCCUUCCUCUUUUAUGUCCCAUUUUCAUGAUGGAUUUCUUUGGGUUGAUAUCUUUCCUUGUAAUUUCAUACAUAUUUCAAAAUUUCCUCUCAGGAUGAUAUACUUCCAAAGUUGAUGUCAAUCACUGGAUCUUACGAGGAUCUUUUUAAGAAGGAGAUCGAAAAGUAUGAUCGUGUAUGUGAAGAAAUUGCCCAAAAUGUUGAAGCCCAAGAGCUUUUGUUGAUUCAGAUUCAGGUUACUCGCUCAGUUCUUCCUGUUGCCACGCGAACAGUUAUCUUUGCUGUUUAUAUUGUUCUCACUCUUCGAGGGGAUAAUAAUCCUAUGCCGUCUUUCUUUAUGACGUGUGGCGGUGAGAUGAAUUACAAACUCUGGGAGUUACUUUUUGAGUGUACCACUCCACUGAAGUCAUUGGCCUUAGAGAAAUCUAAAAAUAAUAAAUAUUAUAUUGUUAACCUUUAAUAAUGUAGCUAAAUGGCCAAGGGGCAUAAAUUUUGUUGUAGGCAGUUCUGAUGAAUUUUUCUUUGGCUUUACUCUAAAGAUUUGGAAAACAGGGAGCGUAGCUGCUUAUGUUCCCGCAGAGCAGUCCAACUGCAAGGACGUCUUGAACUGAAAUAUUCCCCCAGCCGCCCAAGAAUUUCAGAUCUGUUGUUACCAAGUCAUGCUUCCUUUGAUUGUUUUAUUCUAACUUUCCUUGGAUUCUGACUACUCCCUAAGAUUGCUUACGAUGUUUUUUCCACAACUUCGAUCUAGUAAAAACUCCUUCACAUUGGAGUUUAUAGCAAAGUACCUCUUUAUUUCUGGUGUGGGCAGAAUUAUUCUCCUUCUGAUGAUACAUCUUAGCCAAAACUCAUUUUCUUUCUUUUUUGCUGAUAUGUCUGACAUUUGGCUGUGGAAGGUGAGGAUCGGGUUCCUCUAACUAUGGGGAAUUUCCUUUUUAAGGAGGUUUUUAGAUCCUUGACAAGCUUGUCAUUUCCAUUUAAAGUUUACAAAUUAAAUUAUAGAACUUUAAAAUGUGCCAGUUUAUGCAUGUUUUUUUCCUCGAAAUCUAUUCAUUUUUUUGUCAAUCUUGUGCCUCCUGCGUUAAACUGAUAAAUGAGAUUCAAAAAGGAUGCUUGCACGUUUGAAUUGACAUAAACUGCUGGAAAUAGCUUAGAUUAUUUUAUGUACUUUGAAUCCACUUCAUUCUCCUUUUUUUGGCACAGAGGGGUUUCCUUUCAGGAUUGUUCCUGACUUCACAUAAUACAGAGAUUGCUGCAUUGAUUACUGAGAUAUCUGGUUUACUUGAUUGCAGGAACAAAACGAUGGAUUUGAAAAAGUCUUUAAUCUUGAAGACUACAAAGGUGUGUGAUAUUAUCUCAUGUAAUCUGUCACCCAUUAGAAAUGAGCUCCUCGAGCUUUGUUUAUUGCUUGAUCUUCAUAUUUCUGCACUCUUGUUUUAUCACAAAUGCUCCCUUCGAAUCCGUCAAUACUACUUAAUCCAAUCGAGACAUGGAAAUUGACGAAAGCCUUGUUAUGUCAACAUCUAAACUAGUUUCUAACCACGGAAAUACUUCUACGUCCUGAAUAAUUAUUUUGUUGAUCUAAGGUUUACAAUGAGGCUCGUAGUUACCAAGGUUGGGCCUACCACCGUUGUAUUUUUUAUCUGUGUAUCACGAAACUGACUAAAUUCUUACUUAAUUAUCAAGUAUUCUUACAACAUAUGUUAGUUUUCAUAAGUUCGAAGGGCAUGCCACCAUGCAAGUAAAUACAAGACGCUGGAAACAUGUGAAUGAACUCAUAAAAAAAAUAUCCUUUGCCAUUCAUUAAAGUCAAUUUAGAAAUUUUGAAACAACUUGAUCUGAUAGGUUCAAGAAGAGAAAAAUUACCUGGAAUUUCUUACACACUCUGCAAUUUUCUCCUUCAAAAUAAGGGAUUAAAAUUAUGUGCAAUCUCCACGGCUCCCCUUUUUUCAAUGCAAACUCAACCAAUAGACUGCCAUGCCCUACUUCAUCUAUUCCCGAAAAUCUCUGGCAAAAAACUUGUAGAGAUCAAUUGGUUCCCAUUGACUUAUCUACUCAUCUCUGAUACAUCCCCAUUGUGUUCUUCAUUAAUCUUGAAAGACUACUGAAUCACCCACACACUAGAAAGUCAUCCCUUUUCCAUUACUAUUAUUACUAAAUGUCAAAACCCGGCCACUGAAUCAUAACCUUUUUUUUUUUUCUUUUAAUGGCAUACAUCUGUACACGCAUCUGACUAUCUGGGAAUUUGUUCCCAGCUUCUUGCGACAGGUGCUACGAGCAAAUAGCCACCGCCGUGGCAAAGUUCCGAGAAAUCAAGGGGAACAUCAACGAAGGUCUGAAGUUCUACGUCACUCUUCAGGUACCUGGCUUAUCCAACGGAGGGUCCAAAUCGGUCUCCGCUGCAUGUUUCAGGAACAGUGUCUUCAGUUCUUCUCUCUUCCUGCUUCCCAGCCUCCACCCAGAUCGGCGUUCCCUUCAUCUUUCUUCUUUUAAUUCUCCCCUUGCAUUGAUUUUCUUCUCCUCACGGCCUCUGAACAGGAUGCAAUAGCGAAUGUGAAGCAGCAGUGCAGCGACUUUGCAAUGACCAGGAACAUCCAAUGCAGGGAAAUGAUCGAUGAUGUGAAGGGUCAAAUGGCCGGCCUCAGAUUCUCCUCCAGCAGGGCCCCCCAACCAGCCAAUCCCCAAAACCCUCCACACCCGCCACCACCCGAACAGGAGAAGCCCAGAUUUUCUCACUCAUACCCUCUGUACCCCACAUCUGAGCUGCCUCCCUACAAUUCUCCUGCGGCCAUGGAUACCCAUUACCAGCACCCUCAACAGCGCUACAGUGAAUCCACUCAGCAAGCUGGAUCUCAUCCUCUGCCUUCCUACACCCUCCCUGGAGGCCGCCCCUAUCGCCAGGGCAGCAGCCACUCCAAUAAGCCAGGUCAGUAG
This is a messenger RNA of Spirodela intermedia, 7099 nucleotides long. Lineage: Eukaryota; Viridiplantae; Streptophyta; Magnoliopsida; Alismatales; Araceae. The record is from the annotation of a GenBank genome assembly.